Molecule: messenger RNA, 2529 nt
Organism: Hyaloperonospora brassicae
Lineage: Eukaryota; Oomycota; Peronosporomycetes; Peronosporales; Peronosporaceae
Source: the annotation of a GenBank genome assembly
AUGGGACUUCCGCGUAAGGGAAGCGACAAGAAGAAGAAGGGCAGUCGCAAGCGGAAGGCCAAUGUAUGGGACGAUGCCGAGCCGAAGGACAAGCGCGACGACCCAUCGCGUGCAACGGACGCCCCAAAGCGGCGCAUCAGUCGGUCCAAAGGGUCGAUGAUGAGUCAGUGGCAGACGCAAAAGGUUACGGAGCGCGCUAAAGAGCGCAAGUUCUUUGCUUCGGUGGAGGAAAAGAAGCGCUGGCAACGAGAGCACUAUGAGGAGACGCGCGCGCGCACGUUCAAUGCAAUGUACAAGUCAAAAGACGUGGUCGAAGCCAAAGGUGCGGCGGUGAAGGACAAGAGUGGAGAGAGUGGGAGCAGUGAGGAGAAUGACGAGGAGGAGGAGGAGGAGGAGGAAGACGAAGGACUUUUGGACGGGACGACAAAGUCGACGCUGUUUGAUGAGUUUGUGAAUACGUUCAAGAAAGACGCUACUGAUGCAGAAGAGGAGGCCGAGUAUGAUGACGAGGUAGUGGUCGAUGGGAAUGGAGAGGACGUUGAAGGAGAAGAAGAGGUGACGGAAGAAGAAGAUGGAGAAGAUGGAGAGAAGGAGAUAGAGCGUCCAGAGUGCGUUGCUGCAGUGAAGGAGGAGAUUGAAAAGCAGAUUGCUGCAAUGGCAAAAGACGACGAAGAAGCGGUGGAAGAGGUGUACGAAGAGGAACAAGAAGAUCCGUACCGACGAAGGUAUCUUUUGAGCUCUUUCUCCGAGCAAGAUGCAAAGCAGUUUGAUGCCAUGAGCAGAAAGUUUACAAAGGUUGAGCUUCCGACAGUGGAAAGUGAGGUGUACGACGUCACGUACAGGAACGGCGCUGACGCAGACAUAAAGGGCGUCGCUGGUGUUGUGACAACUCCCGACGUGGCUGUGAAGAAGAAGCCGUAUGUGCGCUCGAGACUGGCGGUGACGUGGAAACAGCGUGGAGUGGACGUGGAGACUUUGUUUGCCAAACGAUCGGUUGAGCGCACGCUCUUCCAGCUGAUGUCAGCAUACACGGACGUGUUUUUCGCUGGUCAGACGUACGAAAACACGGCGACGUUGCGGCGAUUGAGUGCAAUGCACGUGCUGAAUCAUGUCCUCAAAGCUCGCGAUACCGUCACGCGGAACAACGAACGUAUCAAAAAGCAUGAGGCUGGAAAGGCGGACGAGGAGGAGGACAGAGAGUAUCGUGAUCAAGGGUUCUGUCGUGCGAGUGUGCUGGUUUUGCUGCCUCUUCGUAGUGCUGCCGUGGCGUUUGUAGACCAAUUGCUUCGGCUUCUGCCAGCCAAUAUGGAUACUUUCCACAACAAGGACCGCUUCUUCAGCGAGUAUGGAAGUCCAAAGGGCAAAGAAGAGGACGCGGUCGAGGAUGAUGGUUUGAAAGAAUGGCAGCGUGUGUUCGACGAGGGCAACAAUGAUGACUGUUUUCAGCUGGGCGUGUCCUUCUCGCGCAAGGCAGUGCGCUUCUACAGCGAGUAUCACCACGCCGACAUUAUCAUUGCUUCGCCACUUGGACUGCGUCAGCAGCUUGGAGACGAAGUCGCUGUACUUGAUGACGCUGAGACCAGUGCUGACGCAAAACUUUCGAGCGACUUUUUGUCCACGAUUGAGGUUUGCAUCGUAGACUCGGCAAGUCUUAUGAUGAUGCAGAACCUCGAGCACCUGCGGACUGUGCUGCGUGCUGCAAACAUGCAGCCAAAGGAAGCUCCGAAUGCAGACUUUGCUCGCGUGCGUGAAUGGAACUUGGCGUUUUUGGCGUCGUACUUUCGCCAAACAGUCGUGUUCAGUCAUGGCGUGGAGCCCGCUCUCAAUGCGCUGAUGAACAAGACGUGUCGUAACUUGUCCGGUGUCGUUAAGUUUGUCCGUCGUUAUGAUGCAGCGGAUGGUACCGCUUCUAUCUCGCGGGUAGUACCGCAGGUGAAGCAGAUUUUCCAGCGUGUGGAUCUGGAAUAUAGCCAGCGCUUGACUGCUGCAGAUGAAGUGGAUCUGCGCUUCAAUUACUUCAAGAAGCACGUGUUUGAGCCACUGCUCGACCGCCCUCGGAAGAAUGUGCUGAUCUUUAUUCCGUCCUACUUCGACUACGUGCGUGUGCGCAACCUGUUCAACGAUACGAUGAACAAGAAGUUGAUUCGAAGUGUGCAGUGCUGUGAGUACACGACGAACAAGCAGGUGUCUCGUGCCCGCACGGCGUUCUUUCACGGCCAUUGUCAUGUGAUGCUCUACACGGAACGUUUCCACUUUUAUCACCAGUACCAGAUUCGAGGGGUGCGUCAGCUCAUUUGGUACGGACUGCCUGUAAUGGGAGACUUUUACGCCGAGAUGAUGAACAUGCUGCCGAGCAGCGAUACGACGCGACACAGUGAUGAUCGAUUUGCCGAUCCUACAGAUGGCAAGUCGUCCAUUGCUCUCUUCUCGCGUCUCGACCUGUUGCGAUUGCAACGAAUUGUCGGUAACAAGCGAGCCGAGCACAUGUGUCGACCCAAGGCUGCGAAGCCUACGUUCCUGUUCUGCUAG